Messenger RNA from Neoarthrinium moseri, 2850 nucleotides. RefSeq lists its product as uncharacterized. NCBI's taxonomy places the organism in Eukaryota, Fungi, Ascomycota, Sordariomycetes, Amphisphaeriales, Apiosporaceae. Gene Ontology annotation, biological process: COPII-coated vesicle cargo loading; endoplasmic reticulum to Golgi vesicle-mediated transport; intracellular protein transport. The coding region runs from base 1 to 2850 and encodes 949 amino acids. The record is from RefSeq and is a predicted model, not a curated record. The transcript is spliced from 2 exons. Gene Ontology annotation, molecular function: zinc ion binding; SNARE binding. Gene Ontology annotation, cellular component: endoplasmic reticulum exit site; COPII vesicle coat.
AUGGCUGACCAAGGCUACGGCCAGUAUCCCGACCAGCAGUACGCUCAACAGGCCCCCGAUCCUCACUCUGGUGCUGUCGCCUCGCCUCCCCCCGACCAAGCCGCACACCAGCCGCCCGAGGCUGGCAAGAAGAAGAAGCGCGACCGAUAUGCGACCCAGGCUUUCGAGUUCGGCGCCGGUGGAAAUGCCGCCGCCGGGGGCCAGACCCCGGGUGGUAUGCCGCCAGCCCCCGGCGCAGGUGCCGCCCCAAUGGCCGGCUACCCGGCUCAGCAGGACUUCCAGGCCGGCUACCCUGGCGCCGCCGCCCCCGCGUACGGCGGCGCCCCGGCUCCCGCAGCAUACGGUGCCCCCGGAGGCACCCCCGCGGCUGCAGUAGGUGGCUACCAAGCUCCGGACCCCUAUUACCAGGGUGGCGCUGGAGCUCCCGGCGCGGCACCUCAGGGCGUGUCCGGUAUCACGGCCGGCAUGGCCGGCAUGAACAUGGGAGGACAGCAGCCUCCGCAGCCACCUGCCCAGCAGGCUCGCGCUGCCCUGAACCAGCUGUAUCCCACCGACCUGCUCAACCAGCCCUUCAAUGUCUCCGAGCUCGACCUGCCUCCCCCACCGUGCAUUUUGCCUCCCAACUCCAGCGUCACCCAGUCGCCAGAUGCAAACUGCCCACCCAAGUACAUGCGAUCCACCCUGAACGCGGUUCCGACCACCCACUCGCUUCUUAAGAAGUCGAAGCUCCCCUUCUCGCUAGUCAUUCAGCCGUAUGCUGCGCUGCAUGACAUUGACGACCAGGUUCCCGUCGUUCAGGAUCAGGUUAUUGCCCGCUGCCGAAGAUGUAGGACCUACAUCAACCCUUACGUCAUUUUCCUCGACCAGGGCCACCGAUGGAGGUGCAACAUGUGCAACCUCACCAACGAUGUACCCCAGGCAUUCGACUGGGACGCCGCCGCCCAGAAGAGCGUCAACCGCUGGGACCGCCCCGAGUUGAACCACGCUGUUGUCGAGUUUGUCGCCCCCCAGGAGUACAUGGUUCGCCCUCCUCAGCCCUUGGUCUACCUGUUCUUGUUCGAUGUCAGCUACGCGGCCGUUUCCACCGGUCUCCUCGCUACCAGCGCGCGUACCAUCUUGGAUAGUCUUAACAGGAUACCGAACGCUGACCGAAGGACCCGCAUCGGGUUCAUCGCCGUCGACUCCAGCUUGCACUACUUUGCCAUUCCCAAGGAUGGCGACGAGAAUGCCGAGACCAGCAUGCUCGUCGUGAGCGACUUGGAUGAGCCAUUCCUGCCUGUGCCUCAAGAUCUGCUGGUUCCCCUCACCGAAAGCCGGGUCAGCAUCGAGAACUUCCUCACCAAGCUCCCCGAGAUGUUCCAAAACAACCAGAACAACGGAUCAUGCAUGGGCUCUGCGCUGAGAGCAGGCCAUAAGUUGAUCUCCCCGCUCGGAGGCAAGAUUGUCGUUUUAAGUGCCUCAUUACCGAACCUCGGCGUCGGUAAGCUUGAGAUGAGAGAAGAUAAGAAGCUCCUGGGGACGUCCAAGGAGAGUGGGCUUCUCCAGACUGGCAACUCCUUUUACAAGUCAUUCGCAGUGGAAUGCUCAAAGAACCAAGUCUCAAUCGACAUGUUCCUCUUUUCGUCACAGUACCAAGAUGUGGCCUCGCUCAGCAACCUACCUCGAUACACCGGUGGCCAGACCUGGUUCUACCCUGGAUGGAACGCAGGCCGUCCGGAAGACGCUAUCAAGUUCGCACGCGAGUUCAGCGACUUUUUGUCCUCAGAAAUCGGUCUGGAAGCUGUCCUCAGAGUGCGUGCUACGACUGGUCUGCGUAUGAGCACUUUCUACGGAAACUUCUUCAACCGAAGCUCUGAUCUGUGUGCCUUCCCGGCGUUCCCCCGCGACCAAUGCUACGUUGUAGAGGUGGCUAUCGACGAGACUCUGCAGAAGAAUUUUGUCUGUCUGCAAGCUGGUGUUCUCUACACCACUUGUAAUGGCGAGAGGCGAAUCCGUGUCAUGACUCUUGCGAUUCCUACAACUACCAACCUGGCUGAUAUCUAUGCGUCAGCCGAUCAGUGUGCUAUUGCAACUUAUUUCAGUCACAAGGCGGUUGAGCGCGCACUAAGCUCCGGUCUGGAGGCCGCUCGUGAUGCUCUGCAGAGCAAGCUUAUUGAGCUGCUGCAGACGUUCAAGAAGGAACUCGGUGGAGGUAGCAUGGGUGGUGGUCUGCAAUUCCCUGCCAACCUCCGCGCCCUGCCUGUGCUCUUCCUCGGAUUGAUCAAGAAUGUCGGUCUCAGGAAAUCAGCUCAGAUCCCGUCCGAUCUUAGAUCCGCCGCUCUUUGCCAGCUCUCGACGCUACCACUUCCUCUGCUUAUGCAGUACAUCUACCCGCGCCUGUACUCAUUGCACGACAUGCCGGACAAUGCGGGAGUGCCGGAUCCAGAGACUAGUCAGAUCACACUUCCGCCUCCCUUGAACCUUUCGUCAGAGAGGUUCGUUAGCUACGGCCUUUACCUGAUCGACGAUGGACAGACACAGUUCCUCUGGAUCGGCAGAGACGCUGUUCCCCAGCUGUUACAGGAUGUGUUCGGCAUCGCCGACCGGACACAGCUGCGCGUCGGCAAGGGCUCCAUCCCCGAGCUGGACAACGACUUCAACGAGCGGGUCAGAGCUGUCAUCCAGAAGAGCAGGGAUCAUCUCUCACGUGGCGUUGGCAGCAUCAUUGUACCUCACUUGUACAUUGUACGGGAAGAUGGCGAGCCAAGCUUGAAGCUGUGGGCUCAGACCUUGCUUGUGGAAGACCGGGCGGACCAGGGUAUGAGCUUUGGCCAGUGGAUGGGCACCAUGAGAGAAAAGGUGAGCAACUGA